GAUCACAAUACCACACAAUGCUCUCUGAACUAGCAGAAACUCUUCCUGGUAUAGGUAAGAUCCCUUAAGUGCAGAUAUCCGACUUCUCGAAGAGGUUUGAUAUGAAUGAUCUUUGUGCACAUUUUUGAUUUUGUGUAAUGUGAUCGCAAAGGUGGUGGUACCGAGCUGAAGGGUUCAGAGGAUGUUAAAAAGGGUUUGUUGCAAGAUGAAGACCCUCUGCUUGCAGAAAAUGCAACGUUGCCAGUAAGUAUUCUUUAGUGUCAGGCUCGAUCUAGUUCCACGUACAUAAAUCGUGGCAAAAUGAUCAGCUGAUCAUGUCCACGAACGCGGUUUUUAUAACUUACAUUUGAGACACAUUAAUUUUUGUGCCCAUAGAUUGGACUACUAGUGAAAGAUUUUUCUCCACUGAGUUCUUUUGUCUCAGAGAUAAUCUAAUCACCAGCAUUUAUGCAACAAUCAAGAUCAAGCGCAACCUUUAUCUCUUGGGAUAGUUUUCCGGGCAUUUCUCACCAGUAUUUAUGCGACAAUCAAGAUCAAGCGCAACCUUCAUCUCUUGGGAUAGUUUUCCGGGCAUUUCGCACCAGUAUUUAUGCGACAAUCAAGAUCAAGCGCAACCUUUACCUCUUGGGAUAGUUUUCCGGGCAUUUCGAAAUGUUGAUGAUCUUGUUUGUACCUGCCAGUUUGCAAGCCUGUUAGAUGAAUUUGUGAUUUUGUUUACGCCUUUUUUUUUCUUUAUACAGACUGGUGUAUUUGCUGUGCAUGUGUUUGGAGCUCAGAACCUCUACUUAGAUGCUAACUUUCCCCCUGAACACUAUGGAAUUUAUGUUCAAAUAACAGCUGGGUCUACUACUAAAUGUACAUCGGUGCAGUCACCACUUAAAAAGGGCCAUGUUGUGUGGGAUGAGAUCAGGAAUUUCCCUGUCACUGUAAGUCAAGAGUUCAGACAAGUAUGGAGGGUUUAAUUUGCAACUGUGCCAGCAGCAGUAUGACUAACGAGACCCUGUUGGGUAAAAUUCUGACAAGGGACAUGGCUUUGAAGCGAUGAUGUAAGACUAGAUAAAAUGGAGACAAAUGACAUAAAGAUGGGUUAACCCUUUAUUAAGUCCUAAAAGUGACAAACAUCAAUUUUCUCCUAACAAUAUAAAUACACAGUCAAGAGAAAAGGUUGUGAGAAUUAAUGAAAUAAUCACCCAGGAGAAAAUGCUUUGAUCUUUUAUCAAAUUCUCUCAACUUAUUCUUUAUGGAAAUGUAUAGAGAUCAGUUUUGAGAAUUUGUAUGUGGAUAUAAGGGUUUUAAUCCUCAAAGCCCCAAUAUCCACAUACAAAUUCUCAAAACUGAUCUCUAAUUACCGACAGGGACAUGGCCUACUCCUGAUCAUGCAAAGCAGCUGUAUUUGAAAUUCAGGCCAGGGACAUGUGUAAGAAGGCCUCACUAAUGGUUCUCCAACUUGAACCCUUACCUAACCCUAACACCUUCAGGGUUACCCACCCCAACACCUGCAAAUUAUACCCAGAAUAUUUGCCGACCUGCAGACUCUUCUAAAAUCCAACUCUGAUCAAGGUGCCAAACAUUAAAAUUAAUAAAAAAUUGGAAAAUACUGUGCAAUGCAAAAGUUCAAUGAUUUUCACAAAGUUUAUCAAAAUGUGCAUUGAAAGGGUGCAAAAAAACAGAAGUUUCAAGGGUGCUCCCCCUUCCUCAGUGGUUUAAGGCAACUUUAAGCCACUGAGGAAGAGGAAGCACCCUCGAAACACCUAGUCUUUUCGUGAUAAGCUCCCAUCUUCUAAAGCCCCUACCCCUUGAUUUUUUAUCAUAAAGCAGAAACAUGUUUUCAUAGACAAAUAUGAGCACUUAUGCUCUUAUUUCUUGCAUGCAUGGUAGACGGCUGGUAUAACUGCCAGAUGUACAAGCUUCUCCUCUGUUCUCUCAGUAUGAUUUCCAUGUGAAGUUAAGGAGAGGGUUUUAUUUACCACGUAAAUACAUGAAUAUUGGAUCAAACUUGUUUAUGAAAGGAAUUCCAGUAAUCUUAGGUUGUGUAUUCUUAUUCCUGAAUACUAUGUACAACCAUUAAUGCAACAUGCCCUGCAUUUAGUUCUGCAUAGUAACAUCAUUCAGAUUUUUUAGGCAGCUUCUUUUACUGCAGUGAAAUUGACUGUUCAUUGAAUGACCAGAAUUUUGCUAUAAUUUUAUUUAAGAUUUCCCCCAAAGUAACCAGUGCUGCCAACAAAGUCGUCAUUACUGUGCUAUGUUUCGACAAACUUCAGCCAAUCCCAAAACACAAAUUACUGGGAAAAAUGGAGUUCCAUCUGCACAAGUUAGCAAAGGUACCUUUUAUAUAUAGGUGACUGCAUGUAUGGACUGCAGACGCAUAACUUAUACCAUCAUUUUUAAGACAAAUUGUAUUAUUGGUUUCAUAAUUUUCAGGUGCCAAGAAUUGGUUGGAAAAUAUUGCAAAAUAGUUUUGUAAACAUUAAGGUUUUUAAUAAAACUAUAGACAUAAAAGUUAAAAUCACAAUGUUUGAUAGAUAAACAGUGACCAGAAACAGUUAAGAGAAACAAGUUUUGGCUCAUUAUUGAGACCCUGUUUAUACGAGUCUGGACAAUUUUUAAAUGAUCUUUUUUACCUGUGCAAAUUAACCCAUUUACGUGGACCUGUCCAAAUUCUGUUACAGAAUCAGGUUUGCCACUAAGUAGGCGGGGAAUCAAACAGCUAGGGAUUUCUUUUGGUUCUAUCUUUCUUCUGUUUUCCUAUGAAAGUAGCCAGAGAUCACAUUCAUAGUAGGUGGGGGAAAUCCCCGGCCCUUAAUGACAGCCCACAGAAUGCAGUACUGUUUGCCUUUAAAAAACUUGCACUGUUCUGUGGGUCCUGUGUAAGCGAAAGGCGGAUCUGUGCAAAGUUUUGUCCAGACUUGUGUACACAGGAUCUCUAUGGGGGCUCAGAAAGAUAAAGAUUUUGUCAUAGCCCUUUGUUAAGUAUAAUGUAUAUUGGAUGAAUCUAAAUAAACUUGUUGACACAUAUUUAGCACCUUUUAACUUACAGAAACAAUGGUCCAUGGAGACAUUUGAGCUGCAGAACAGAAAAAAGCAGGUAAAUGGUACAAUAAUGGUAAAUAAAAAUGAUGGCAUAUUUGCUUUGUUAAUAGCAUGGAUGUGCACUCAGCCAGCGCUUACUACAUUGUGGUUUAUAGUUACUCCAGUCAAAUAAUACAAAACAUGGUUAAAAACUUUAACGUAGAGGAGGCCACUAGCUGGCCAGCUAUUUCUAAGCAUGGCUUAGGAUUUGAACUUUGGACACUCAAAAAAGAAAUCAUGCUAAACACCUACUGGCCAUUUAUCUCAUACUGUGCUGUCUAUCAACAGACUACUGAUAGCUGUGUAUUGAAAUCAUACACACCUGAUGAAGUAGUUGGCUUACAUUACAGUGGUUUACGUUUGGAGACAUGGUCUUUUUACUUGCAACUAACUUACAGUCUGAAUAAAAGUAAAUAAAAAACAAAUGAUUAAAUGUACUUCUGUUUUUGUUUUCUUUGUAAUAGUAUGCUGGUGAUCUUCAGUUGGAAUUUGCUUUUGCGUAUGGCUCAUAUGGCUAUGGUUUGUGUGAUCAGGUAUUUAUAACCUUCUGGGAUAUCUUUCAUCAGUAUAUUUUCUACCUUUCUCUAUACUUUCACUAAAUUUACUCACUAUUGACUGUAUUUUUGCAUACUAGCUAAUGUGAAUUUUUCUUCUUUUGGCCAUAAAUUGUGAUAACCUCUUUCAGUAAUAAAGACUGUUACUAUAUAUCUGCUGGAAUUGUUUUAGCUAGUGUGACAACUUGCAUUCUCAUUGGCUACUUGCAGCGUCUGAAUGGGUACACAUGGAUAAACAUGGAUAAAUUACCUUAAUAAUUACCUGUGGAAAAAGUCAUGAAACUUGAGUCAUUUCAGAUUAAACUGUUACUAAAAUAUAUGUUAUUAACAACAGGAGACUUAGUCAGCUGUUAGGAAUGUUAUGAUUAUCAUAAAUUCUCUAUUAACCCCCCGCCCCACUCUAAUAAUCUUACUUAUACUAUAACUGUAUUGGAAAAACUACAGGGAGUGGUUAACAUGGUUAUUAUUAUUAUUAUUACCAUAACUACUUAACUUUUUAGCUUGAGAGUCAUCAGCCUCCUAGAUAUUAUUUGCAGCAAAGUGCAUUUCCACACUUGGAACUUCCAACUAGCUCAGCAGGAAGCAGUUCAGGGUAGAGUACAUAGAGUAGUUACCUCUUUCAGUAUAAUCAUAAUGUUGAAAUCAGUCACAUUUAACUUAGCUGGAGUGGUAAAAAUAAUUUAUCUUGUGACUGCUAGGUCAGAUCAGCAAAUGAAUAUCAUUUUUACGUAGAUAUAGAUGUGAUCACAGACACUCACAGUCCAGAGAUUUGUGGUACAGCAGGAUGGAGAUAGUUGCUUAUACACUAUUUUCCUCAGAUCAUAUUAGGCAUUGUAACUUCUGUCAAAUAUACCUGCUAAAAGAUGUUUAAUUAAGUGUUUUUCAUUAUAAUAUACACGUAAUGAGGAAGUAAAAUGUAAUGUUUGCUGAGACAAAGACUUGGCAUGCAACAUUACCACUUAUAAGUGCACUCUGUUUUAUCCCUUUAAGCCCCAAUAGUGAUCCAUAUCUAAUUUCUCCCAACAAUAACACUGCCUGAUCAAAUGGGCAGGUCAUGAGAAUGAAUGAAAUGAUCGCCAAAGAUGAAAUGUUGUGAUGUUAGAAUUAAUUCCCUCAAGCAGUACCAUACAGUAUGCCUCCACUGUCUUCGCUUACUUGCCUAAGUAUAAUCUUGCAUGCUAUCUUCAGAACGUACAAAAAAGGGCACUUUCCAUCAUUGGGCCUGAUAUUUUGUAUGAAACAGCACUUGACAAAGCUGUAUUAUCCACUCUUUCUGACUGUCUGGCAGUCUCAUGUAUUAAAUUUAUAGGUAAGGUUCGGCCAGGUAACCCAUUAUACCCACUAAUGCACAACAGAGUGGUACCUAUAUCUACCAGUGUGUGUCUAAGAUCAGGGAGUUCUAGCAGGCCCAUGGCCACGAGGACUGAACGUUUGUCAAAUUUUGUUAGUCUUAAAUAUUAAUCUUGUCAAUAAAUGUAGUGUAUUAGUAUAUAUAUCACAGCUUGUAAGGUAUCCUACAAUUCAGUCUUCCGACUGCAAAAGUGACAAUAAACCAGUGAUUUGAUUUGAUUUGUAUGAAGAACAGUGUGUUGAUGUUUGAGCUUAAAGGGUUAAUUAUACAUGGGCAAAGCAGAUUAUAUGGUAAAUUAGGAUUAAAUCUUGUCCAGUCUCCUGUGUUAUCUUGUCCAGGAUCGCCCAGGAUCCUGGGCAAGAUCGAUCCUUCAUGUAGGAUCUUUGUCAGGGUCUUGAACAAGAUCGUGGUCAAGACAUGGGAUCAUGUAGGGUCAUUCUGUCAGGAUCGUGGACAAGAUUCUACAGGAUCCCAUGGAAGGAAAAGGAAAGGGAGAUGGAUGGUUUGUGCUAAUUUGCCUUGUCUUAUUAUCCUGCAGAAUUAUGUUUGCUCCUAAGAGAGUGCCACAUCCAAAUAUCAUUGCUUUCACAGAGAAGGUCACCAACUUAGAGCCAGAAAUCAGUCCUUAUUUUUGUAAGUGCAUCCAUCACUGACUCACUUACUCAUAGCACCUACUGCACUUUAAAAAUUUUAUCUACAACACGCAUGUUCAUAGUAGAAACAUGAGGUUACAAGUUCAGAUUAUUAUCGCUGUUGGAGAUAGAGCCCCAUCAUAACUUUCACUAAUUUUACUUUGAAAACAUCCUAAGUAUGAUAUAUGUACCAUGUAAUUCUGAAGUAUGCAAGUGUUUAAAGAUUUUAUGACCAGAUUUGCACAAAAUGACUACCUCAUGUUAUAAACCCCCAAACACCUCUACCCAGUGCAACUCAUGAUUGCUCUGCAGCAUUGGGCAUAAUCAUUUGAUUGACGAUAAACAUCAAGACUAGUUCGUAUACACCAGAUGCUAUGAUCAUCGAUAGUUAGCUCUUGCUGUUCCUUCCAGCUAAAACCAACUUUGUACCUGCAAUUGAUAUGAAAUCAAGACCACUUCUUCAGCAGAAGCUUACAAGGUGAGUGUGUAUAAAUGAAUUCUUUCUUGAAAACAUGACAAAAAAAUUAAAAAGCAACUUCUAAAAUAAAUAACAUGAAAUAUCAAAUCAAAAAGGAGAGGAACCAGAUGAUCAUACCCUUCUUGCUACACAGCUGCUCAGAGUUUGUGUCGACAUGCGACACUCCUCCCCAGAACAGCUGUGUAGCAGACUAACCUAUCCCCUGGCCCGGCCCUCUGUACUUACAAAUUGUCAUUCAGAUUGUAAGAACAUGCAAGUCAACCAUAUAAGAGAAAAGUGCUCAAGAUGUAUGUGCAAGAAUGCAAGGAGUUUAAAUGUGCCUUUUUUGUAAAAAGUACCUUUCAUAUGCCGUGAAACCAUUUAGAGUAUCACUCAGACUAUAUUCAAUGCCAGGGAGUACAAUACUUACGCCACUGAAGCGAUUUGAACAAAUUAAACUUAAAGCCUUUUCAAGUGGUACUUAAACUCUCCAGUUAUGAUUUUUUCAGACUGGAUCAGCUGCAUUCAGAUUAUUCUCAACUCACUUCAAGAAGUAAGAGAAUCCAUUUUUUGAAGAGACUGCUUCAAGAAAAGGUUUGUUAAUAAUGAUUUUAUCCUCUACAAGUAAGAACAACAGCAAAAGCAACAACACAAAUCUUUGUGUGUAUCUGCAAUUAAACACAUAUAACGAGAGAACAAUGCAGCUAAAAUAUAGUCAGUUUGAACUGCCUGGGAAUUGUGCCUGGAACGAAAGAAGCCAGGUAUUAAAUGACCCUUUUGUUAGGUGUAAAUUUUCUGUGGUCACUCACUUGCCGUGGUUUGGCUUGAUUGCAACAUAGAUAGUGUGCUGAAUGAGUUAAUGAAGAAUUAUUCUUGUCUUGGAAUUUUAAUGUUCAUUCUUAAAUCCAGGCUCUGGCUCUAUGAGACCAUCAUUGAAAUAAGUGAUUUCCAAGUUCUAGAACCUCAUAAUUUCAAAACAAGGCUAAGUGCAAAAGAUUUUUUGUGAAAAUGAGUUUUAUUUAUGAGAAUAAAAAAUCAUUUCCACAUCAAUGCUUUGCACUUAGCCUCGCUUUGAAACAGAAGCUUGAGGCAACUCAGAAGGAUCAUUUUAUGUUUCUAUGAAACUGCCCACCUACCCCUCCCCUAAGCCAACAUUGUGCCCUAAGUAAGAACUAAGGUGUUAAUGUUGGUUUAGGGGAGGGGUAGGUGGGCAGUUUCCCAAAAUCGUAUAAUGAUCCACUCAGAAAUAGCCCAUUGUUGUCAAUCUGAAUGAUCGAAGUUUUGGGUAACUUGUUUUAGCUACUACGACAUUCUCGCUAAAACUCAUAGUGGAAUGGAGAUUGCUAGAUCACAUUUUCCCACCAAGAUCAGAAGUUGGUCGCGCGCACACGCACUUCUUGGUAUUGAGAAAAUCUUUAAAGAAAAUCUUGUUCUCGUUGUCAUCCUCAUCUUAGAAUAUAAAGCUCUCUAUUGAAUAUUGUUGUGGAAACCAAGCCAAGGUCACUGAACUAAUGGAAUUUAUGUCGUCCUUUUAGGAAGUGCACCGUUCAAUGGCUGGAGAGCAGGAGAGUGACUCAGAGGGCUCAUCAGUUGAAAAUCUGGGUGAUGUCACUCAGUUUGGAUUAACAGGUGCACUUGCACAGAUGGCCAACUUGACAUUCAUGGCAGGAGCUCCUGGUAAAUCAACUGAUCUGUUGCUAUUGCAGGGGAGAGAUGCUACUGUAUACAGUGUAUAG
Molecule: messenger RNA, 7799 nt
Organism: Porites lobata
Lineage: Eukaryota; Metazoa; Cnidaria; Anthozoa; Scleractinia; Poritidae
Source: the annotation of a GenBank genome assembly